CUUGCCUCGUAACUCUGUGUCGAGCAUUGAGAGCAAUGAUGAGGCGUCUGUUAGCGAGGUGGAGGGUGUGAGGAGAGAGUUGAGGUAGGUAUGGGCGGGAAGGGAGGAGGUUAUUGGCGAAAGGGUGGUUGUUGUAGAUGCGCUUGGGGUCAUGGUUGGGGAUUCGCUGACUGACGAUGUGAUCUUGGAGUAUCAAUUGUCGUUUACUUGGACUGUCGACGUCUCGUACGCACCUGGCUGCAUGAUUCCGCAUGCCCGUACAACCUCCUCGAAAUCCUCACAAAACAUCAAACAUCCUCAAGCGAUGUCAAGCUACGUCCCAACAUCAAUCGACCAAACCUCUGACCGCCCCAAAAAGAAACGCGCAACCUCCCCCACCUCCCUCCAACGCGAAUCCCUCUCCCGCCUCCUCAACCGCGACCCUCUUAAACCCCUCCACAUCCCCCCACCUCCCUCCACCACAUCCACAUCUCCCGCCCCACCCCCAGAAUUCGUAACACACGUUCAAGGUUCCAGCGCAGGUGCAGGCUCAGGCGAAUUCCAUGUCUAUAAAGCCGCGCGGAGAAGGGAGUAUGAUCGGCUUGCGGCGAUGGAUGCGGAGAGUGUGAGGGAGCGGGAGAUGAGCGAGUUUGAGGCGAGGAGGGAGGGGUUCAGGAGGGAGGAUGAGGAGAAGACUGCGAAGAAUCGGGCGAGGAGGAUGAAGAAGAAGAAGGUGAGAGGGAAGGGAGAUAAGAUGGAGGAGGAGGAGGGAGUGAAUGCGGCCCAGAAUGGGGCGCGACCGGAAUCUAGUGGUGGUACGGACCCGGAUGGAAAUGGUGUCAAGGCUGAUGUGAAGGUAGUGAAGUCCAAGGGUUUGCUGAUUCAUGACGACGAUUGAGAAGGAUGAGGAAGGUUGCGUGCCCCCCCCCCC
Messenger RNA from Saitoella complicata NRRL Y-17804, 910 nucleotides. RefSeq names its product DUF1168-domain-containing protein. The transcript has a single exon. NCBI's taxonomy places the organism in Eukaryota, Fungi, Ascomycota, Saitoellomycetes, Saitoellales, Saitoellaceae. Bases 305 to 877 code for a protein of 190 amino acids. Gene Ontology annotation, molecular function: protein kinase inhibitor activity; protein kinase binding; double-stranded RNA binding. Gene Ontology annotation, cellular component: nucleolus. Gene Ontology annotation, biological process: negative regulation of protein kinase activity. The record is from RefSeq and is a predicted model, not a curated record.